CGUUUCAUCUGGGAAACUGCGUGUCCCCGAGGGUGCCGGCUCCCCUCACCCCCCUCUCCCAGGCGGGAGGAUGCCGUUCAGCCCCUCGCUGCACUGGACUUGGCCCGCAGCUCCUGGCAGUGAUCCUGACAACGUCGACGCAGGGAGGCCCGGCUCUGGUAACAGGGCCCAGUUGCCCCGUCCCUAUACUAUGCGAGCUUGCCCUGCACCCGGCCACUGUGUGGGGCCUGCAACCACCUAUGGGCCUCAGCCUCUGAAGACCAGCGAACCAUUCACCUUUUAAUAGGUUUCGGCAGUACUUGGAAGCAUUAUCUCGAAGAGGGGUUUGAAGACGACUGACACCAUGGAAUUGCCAAACUACAGCGGGCAGCUCAUGCAGCAACUGUAUACCUUGAGGAAAGAGGAGCAGUUCUGUGAUUGCACCCUAUUCAUUGGAAGCACUGAGUUUAGAGCACACAAGCUAGUGCUGGCUGCUUCCAGUUUGUUGUUCAAAUCUCUCCUGGAUAACACGGACACAAUUUCUAUUGACCAGGCAGUAGUAUGCCCAGAAGAGUUUGCUAUCCUUUUGGAGAUGGUCUACACAGGAAAGGUGCCUCCAGGAAAGCACAACUUCACAAAAGUUGUUUCUGUUGCAGAUAAUUUGCAGAUGUUUGACAUUGCUGUGAGCUGUAAGAACAUCGUGGCAAGCCUGAUGAAACAUACCACGGCAAGUGAGGUGCGGGUUUCUAUGGACGAAGUGGUGCAGCACAUAAUCGCACAGAGUCCAGCUGGCACAAAUUGGGUGGUGCAAGAGUCAGGCAAAAAUAAAGAGUCUUGUACCACAAAUGCUGAAACAGUGGUUUCAGAUAAGAAUAUUUCUGUGCAAGGAUUAAAUUGCACUGGCACAGUGGGCUUUAUGGAGGCUGCUCUUCCCUCUGAUGAAAAUACUGUGUAUGCUGAAAAUGAUGAACCAAAACAAGAUGGAGAGCACCAGGAAAAUUUACCAGAUACAAGUGCUAAUAACAUCCAGGACAUUAAUAAACCACCAGAUUGUAUUGGAACAAUCAAAGAAGAGAUGGUUACUGAAUCAUCUUGUGAAAAAGAGAAGCAUGUGGGCCCAGUAGAUUCGAGGAAUCUCACAGAACAGGAGUUCCUAUUACUGCACAGACAGGAUCUUGCAGAGGCAGUCCAAGACGUGCAAGGUUUAGUGGAAUCUGUGACAAAAUGUGAUGAUAUCCCAUUGCCAGAGAAAACGGUUUUCUUAGACUGCUGUAAAGAAGCAGAAAGCAGUGAGGUUUUCUGCAGAUUACUGGACAGAAUUACAGAAGCGAAGACUUUGCAACUAGAAACCCUGUUAUUUGUGCUUCAACAGAGUAAAGAAGCUUACCCCAGACUGAAAACUGUACUUCAGAACUUAAACCAAAAUCUGCCCAUAGAGCAUUUAAUGCUAACUGGCCGUAUUGACACAGAAGAUUUUUUGCUCAAUCUUUAUUUACACAAAGACGAGCUCUUGGAAAGUGUGACAGAUUUGAGUCCUUUAUUGGCGUGUCUUGAGUCUGCUGAGGAAACCAUUUUCAAUGAAGAGGAGAAAAAGGUGAUUGCGGAAUGCUGCGAAGGAGAGACACCCAGAAAUGCCAUGGCUAAGUUAUUGAGGAAAACAAUUGAAGAGAGACAAUUAAGUGCUGAGACUGCAUUAAAUCUUCUCCAAACAAUGAAAGAGGUUUGCCCUGUUCUACAGUCAUUACUAAGGACUCUCACUGAAGAACCAGGAAUAACUACAAAGUCAGGAGUGAAAAACCUUGAAGAUUGUGCAUUUGACUUGCUCAGGAGAUAUCAAGAGAAUAUUGUUGAUGUGGUGGUUGAGCUUCAAACCCUGCACAAUGUCUUGUCUAUUUCAGAGGAUAUAUCUGAUGACGACAAACAGAGAAUUGAAGAUCUUAUUAAUGAAAAAGAUGUGGUGAAUUGCACAAAUAAGUUGAUGGAAGCAGUGUUAGAGAAACAAACGCUGGCAGCACUCACUCUAUGGAAAGUGCUCAUCCGAAUGAAAGAGGAUGUGCCAAAGCUGUGCACCCUGCUGGAUGAACUCCAAAAAGAACCAGAUGGUCUCCGACUCAUUUUAUCAGUGAGUGAUGAGGAAAGUAAAGCCUUCAGUAUUUUAAGAAAACACAGACGGUUGAUCAUCAAUGGAAUUGAGGACAUCAGUCCACUGCUGGACUGUUUGGUACCUGGUGUAGAAAAUCUUCCCGCUGAAACAAUUGAGAUUUUGAAGAGCUGUUGUUUCAAGGAUACUGCUGGUCAGUCACUAGAAAGUAUUCUGGGCAAAAUUCUAGAAGAACGACUCAUUCCUGCCCUGGUGUUUUGUAAACUCUUGCAUAUGAUCAGUGAGUCCCAUCCGUCCCUUGAAUUGGUAAUGAAGACAAUGGAACAUGCAGGGCUAUUGAAAGAAGCAAUGAGUGAUCUGGAAGAGGAUCAGAAGGAAUAUCCAAUGGAUCUGGAUGAGAGAAGUGAGGAAGAUGGGGAUCACCCUGUUGGCACUGGCCAUGUCAAGGAAAGUAGCGGUGAUCCAGCAAUGGAUCCGAUGAAGCCAAUGCACAAACCCAGGGGAAAGCAGGACUUUUCCUGUUCUGCAUGUGGCAAGACUUUCAUGUUUAAAUGUCGUCUUGAGCUACACCUCACCCGCUGUCGCAAGAUUGGUCCACUUAAAACCGUUAACUGGGAGGAAUGUGAAGAGACUAGGACUUCCCAAAAGAAUUUAGAAAAUCCCCGAGAAGAUGUGCAUGUUGCACCAAAGGGAAAGAAGAGAAGGCUGCCAGUAUCUUGUGACAUCUGCGGGAAGUCCUUUGCUCACCAGUCAGGAAUGCAAUAUCAUAAGCGCUCUGAUCACUUUGAUGAGAAGCCCUUCUCCUGCAAUGACUGUGGGGCAAAAUUUGCAGCAAAUUCCACGCUGAAGAAUCACAUGAGACUCCAUACUGGAGAGAAGCCAUUCUUUUGCAAACUUUGUGACAUGACAUUUGUACAAGCUGCUGCCUUGGCAUAUCACAUGAAGAAAAAACAUUCGGAAGGAAAAAUGUACGCUUGUCAGUACUGUGAUACAGUGUUUGCUCAGUCAAUUGAAUUGACCCGCCAUGUGCGGACACACACUGGGGACAAGCCAUAUGUCUGCCGGGAAUGUGGCAAAGGGUUCAGCCAGGCCAAUGGGCUCUCUAUGCACUUGCGCUCCUUUCACAAUGUGGAAGACCCAUAUGACUGUCAGAAGUGCCGAAUGAGUUUCCCAUCUCUAGAAGAGCACAAGAAGCACAUCCAGGAAGUGCAUCCUCCCGAGUACAAUCCCUGUGAUGUUUGUGGCAAGAAUUUUAGUGCACCAUCACUUCUCGAAAGACACGUGGUUACACAUGUUGGUGGAAAGCCAUAUAACUGUGAAAUUUGUGACAAGGCUUAUCAGCAAUUGUCUGGACUGUGGUAUCACAAUCGAACUCAUCACCCUGACAUCUUUGCAGCACAAAAUCACCGCUCUCCAAAGUUUGCCACUCUGACUUGCUCAGCUUGUGAAAAAUCCUUUGCCAGUAUGACAGCUCUGAACAAACACGUGAAAUCUGACCAUUCAGAUAUGAAGAUGUUGGAGUGUGAAGAAUGCAAUGAGACUUUUGCUUCACAAGCGUUAUUGCAUGUACAUACAAAGUCCAAACAUUCAGGUAUCCAUCCAUUUAAAUGUACAUACUGCCCGUCAACAUUCAGAUUUCCCGGAGCUUUGCAGCAUCAUUUGAGCACAGAACAUUCAACUCAACAAACCAGCACUUUCCUGUGCGGGGAUUGUGCCCAGCUGUUCGGUUCUCAGCGGGACCUGGAAGAGCAUCAGAGGAGCAAGCAUGCUAGAAUCCUGUUUGCUAAUGUUCAAGAGGCAGCACAAAUGGUUAUCCAAGCAACUGGACAAUUGACAGCCACCCAGCAGGUCAUUUCUCUGGAGGAAACUCACCUGGCUGGUGUUGCAUCGCAGGUAUUUGUGGCAUUGCCCGAUUCUCAGAAUGGUUCCUCAGGACAUCAUGAAGUUGUUGCUCUUAAUGUGGAUGACCUAUUGGAUGGGACUGUGACACUGAUCUGUGGAGAGACUCCAUGAAAAUGUGUGGAAAUAAUACUCUAAAACACCACUGGAAGACUUCAAGAAUAUGACCAGAACAUUUUCCUUUACAAUGUAAUUUAAGAUUCACACAUCAUGCAAAUAUUUUAAUAUUUUAAAAGGCAUUGAUAUAAAAUAUCUCGCAAGUCCUGAAUGUUUGUAGAGCCAAAACAUUCGUAAAUGGAAAGGUUGUUGGGCUGAAGCUACAACAAAGCCUGCAGUAGUAGCACCGUGUGGUCUCCCUCAGCCUUGUUCCCCAGUCAUUUCAAGCAGCCAGUUCUGUGGGCAAUAGUUGAGGAAGUUAGAAAUAUUGCCUCAGUGAAGGAUGAAUUGUAUGGUUCGGGUGUGAUCAAUGGUCGAUGCUAAGGUGGUUCGCAGAGACAGGGGAAUCUCUAAAUUCUUCUUGGUAUUCCAACGCAGAGGGAGAUGAAAGGCCAGGAUUGUUCCUUGCUUAUUGGUUGCCUUUGUCCUUGAGUACUGGAUGUUCUCUGAUAAAACACAUAAAUGUAGUCCCAAGAAUAUCAUAUCUCGGCGUGGAUUUAGAAGACAUUAAAGAAUCCUGGCAUUGCUGGGCAACGAGACGGAUUUGAAAAGUUUGCAGAAAUAACUCUGAAUUAUUCAGGGUGGCAUGUGUUAUUCCUCACACUGAUAGACGUUGUACCCAUCAGGGACACCAUUUGUAACAAAAUUGUACCUGUUAAAGGUCGCUACUCUGAUGUAGCUUACGGUUGCAUGUGUAAUAAAAUUUGCAAAAUGUUUGAGAUUGGACAGUAAAGUCGAGGUUGAGCAAAAUGUUUGAGGUUGUGCUCUGGAUAAAUCAGCAUGUCGAGUUGGAACAGCAACCCGGAUUAUUAUCAUUAUGAAAUAUUAUUACGUGCCUACUAUUGGUCCAGCAAAACGUAUAAUCCGGUAAGGCUCUGGAACCAAGGUGCCGGUAAAGCUGUUGUGGACCUGUUACCUACCAGCGCAUUCACAAAAAAAACUGCUGUUAAUUGUCCGUAGCAUUUGAAAUGUUUUAACUUGACGCCAUAUAAUUAGAGGAGUUAGAAUUUGAUUAGCAGGGUUGCAAUUUAUUGGUAUUCACUCCAGAGGUUGCAAUGAACUCCAUAUUCACUCCAGAGGUUGCAAUGAACUCCAUAUUAUGUUAAGUGUUUCAGAUUAUUUUUUGUUCCAAUGGAUGGGGUGUGUGAAGUGAAGUCCAAUUGGGUAAAGAAAUGAACUAAUAUCUAUUUGUCCAUGGGUGAUUGUGUAAAAAUCUCAUUUUGACCAUCUGCUUUGAAAGCUGAGC
Molecule: messenger RNA, 5381 nt
Organism: Leucoraja erinaceus (little skate)
Lineage: Eukaryota; Metazoa; Chordata; Chondrichthyes; Rajiformes; Rajidae
Gene: zbtb40
Product: zinc finger and BTB domain containing 40
Exons: 18
Coding region: 344-4093 (1249 amino acids)
Biological process (GO): regulation of transcription by RNA polymerase II
Cellular component (GO): nucleus
Molecular function (GO): protein binding; DNA-binding transcription factor activity, RNA polymerase II-specific; RNA polymerase II cis-regulatory region sequence-specific DNA binding
Source: RefSeq, a predicted model, not a curated record